Molecule: messenger RNA, 2889 nt
Organism: Gigantopelta aegis
Lineage: Eukaryota; Metazoa; Mollusca; Gastropoda; Neomphalida; Peltospiridae
Product: dynactin subunit 4-like
Exons: 14
Coding region: 26-1390 (454 amino acids)
Cellular component (GO): dynactin complex
Source: RefSeq, a predicted model, not a curated record
UAAUCUCAAGAAAAAAAGAGAGAAAAUGUCGACAUACAUCGAUAUCAAUUUGGUAAAAUAUGUAUGUAGUUGUGGUAAAAAGCAACCAUUCUGUCGGCUAUAUCUGUGCAGGCAUUGCUCGGAACUGAGAUGUGUUGACUGUGUACAGCAUGAGGGCGACAGUCACUACUGUUCCCACUGCCUGGAGAAUAUGCCAUCCGCCGAGGCCAAGAUGAGGAAGAACAGGUGUUCUCGGUGUUUGGACUGCCCGGCUUGUGGCAACACACUGAUGACCCGCGCCACCAACCUCAUGGUGACGACACCCGAUGCUAACAAGGCAUCGACUCCGACGACGCCUAAGAAAAUGUACUACCUCGCUUGUGGUUUCUGCAGGUGGACAACGCGAGAUGUGGCCAUACCUGACCAGACUGUAGCAAGUGGGGGUUUGCCAGAACAAGAAAAUGAAGCUAACAAACUGAUUGCUCCACUGUUAGAGCAUUAUCAUCUUCUUGCACAGAAAGAGAAGACGGAGAAGGAACGUAAGAAAUAUGUCAAGCGGAGAAGUCACAUGUACUACGCUGCAGAGAAGGAUAAGUAUGGAUUAAUCUCUGUUGCAAUGAAAAAGACGUCACUGGCUUCGGCUCUGACUACCCACAGUUUGAAAGAAGAUGAAGUGAAGAUGGUAGAACCAGUAGCAGGAACAGUGACAGACUUCGACGCUUUGCCAGCCAGUGUGUAUACUGAGCCACUCGACGUUUUAACUGUCACGACGAUGUCCCAGAGACUGGCUAAUUGUGAGUUUCAGCCGGUGUCGAUGUUGGGGCUGUACCCGCUACGUAAACAUCUUCUUCUCAGAAAGUCACUUCGCUGCAAGGAAUGUGAGCACAACUUGAUCAAGCCUGACUACAACCCACUGUCAAUCAAGUUCAAGAUUCAGCUGAAUGCUAUAAACUUUGUACCAGAUAUACGAAUCCAGUCACCCGCAGUAUUCAUGAAGAACAAGGAAACUCUGGUUUGUCUCACAGUAAGCAACCCAUCAGUCUACAACAUGGCUGUCCACCUACUUCCUGUAGAGGGCGCUGUCGAUCCCCUAGUCACAGCUAAGAUUGAUCUUCCAAGACAGGAGAUUGUGAUCUGGAAGCGUGAUGAUGCGGCCAUAUAUGAUGACACAUCACAGCUACAGCACGAAAUACGGGAUGACCCCAGUUUGGUUGCAUUCCGCAAAGCGAACAAGAUAGGAUUGUAUGUCAGAGUGACACCUUUUGUCGAUACAGGAGACGUUACGGUAAACUUCCAUGUGAAACACGAGUAUCGCAACACGACAGCCACUAUUCAGUCUGAAGUGAAGGAACCGCCUGUCGUUUGGCUUGAUCACCAGGUGUUUGUCACAGUCGGGAAAAUUCAGCAGUAACUUCUUCAUCCACGGAAUAGCUUUAAAUUGACUUAAUUUAUCUUUCCAUCAUUUCUUAUCUUUACAGUGCUUAUUUGACAUUGAAUUUGGUGGACUAAAUUAUUCUUGCAUAAUUAUUCAUCAUUUAAAUUAUGUACUUUUAGUUUUGCAGUAAAUUUGCUCUUAGCUUUUAGUUCAGCUGGUUAGCUAUGGGAUGGAAUUGUUUAAUACUUUACAACUAAGAUGAGGUUGUUUGUAGUAAUUUUUGGACAGUAUCUUUAUGACUUUCAUCAUGUUGAUGAAUAAUCAUAACAACUGGAAUGGUAUGUCGCUCUUUGAUAUUUGCUAGUUAUUUUUAACGGGUCAUUUGGUGCUGCAUUACUUCUGUGUAAUAUUUGGUAUAUGUGCAAUAUUGAAAUGUAUAUCUGUUCAGUUUUCUUAUUACAUGUACAUAUCAUGUAUCUUUGUUUAUAGUCAGUUUGUUUUUCCAUCUAAAUAUUAUUAACUCGAGGUCAAGUUGCAGAUUUUGCAAAUGUAUGUGUUUAAUUGUUACUGUUACAGUUGUUGUCAGGAGGUAGGUACAGGGAAACCUCUCAAAACCGGACCCCCUAUACACUGGAAUUUCCUUUUUAAAAAAGGACAUUUUACAUGGUCCUUUUUUUUAAAUCUGUACAAAACAUAACCUCUCUAAACUGGAUACAUCUUAAACUGGACAUUUUACUUGGUCCCGAGGGUGUCCGGAAUAGAGGAGUUUGACUGUAUUUUAAUAAUGAAUUGUGUCUGGUAGUUACAUUCAAACAUACUAACUUACUUAAAUACAUGUACUGUUUGACUUUUUCAUUAGGUUGUUUACAGUAUGACAGAGGAGUUUCACUGUAUUUUAAUAAUGAAUUGUGUCUGGUAGUUACAUUCAAACAUACUAACUUACUUAAAUACAUGUACUGUUUGACUUUUUCAUUAGGUUGUUUACAGUAUGACAUUAAAGGUGCUAUGUCAAAGUUGCAGUAAUGGCAGUUCCUGCCAAAUAUAUUUAUAAAUGUUUGCUUUGAAACAUGUACAUGUAAGUUUAUACCUUCAACUACAUGCCUAAACAAAAUACAACUAAAUAAUUCCAUUUACUAGUAGAAUUUGGGGUUUUAUAGGGGACAAUCUUGAGAAUGUGUCACACAUUCAACAUACUAAGUUUACCCAGAAUGAUUUGUGGUCAACUGACAAAAGAAACAAAGAUGGUGACCAUGCUUUGUCUCAUCCUUAGGUAUAUGGAACAGAGCUAUCCCAUGAAAGAAAGCCAUGUAAAAAAUGUCUAUCUUACAUGGGAUAUCACACCCUUGCGUUUAACAUGAUGUCGGUGGUAAUAUAUGACAUCAGAUUAAUGUGAGGCAGUGACAUGAGAUCAUUAGACACAGUUUUAAAUUAAUAUUUUGUUAUUAAAACCUUCAUUAUAAAAGCUAUCUUGUUAGUUUGUAGUGUUAAAUUUUAUUUAACACAUGAAACAAACACAAUAAAUAUGAUAGUGUAGU